AUGCCUUACAUUGUGUGGACUGGUCUCCUCUUGGUGGCAAUACAACCUUCCAAGAAAGUGCCUUUUUGUGUAUUGCCACAACCAUCAUUGCUGACCAUUCUUAUGGCAUUUGGAAACAAAAACCUUCCAAGUCUCCUGAAAUUGUCAAACUUUCUUUUCACACAUUCCAAUCAUCUGCUGCCCCUCAAAAUAUUCAAAAUGCCAUCAAGGAGCUGGAUGAAAAAAGCACAGAAGUUGCAGCUGCAAUUAUAA
Molecule: messenger RNA, 252 nt
Organism: Laccaria bicolor S238N-H82
Lineage: Eukaryota; Fungi; Basidiomycota; Agaricomycetes; Agaricales; Hydnangiaceae
Exons: 3
Coding region: 1-252 (83 amino acids)
Source: RefSeq, a predicted model, not a curated record